GCCUUAUCUGGCAUAAACGAAACAAAAAAAUUUAACAAAAAUACGCCGGAUAUCGUCCAAUAAGCGUGGGAUAGAAGACUGACUCUAGUGGACGUGCCCCUACCAAUAUGACAUAAAUCCCGCGCCCUUAGCCGUCGACCUUCCGCUACUCCACCGCCCGGUUUUGCACUCCCUUAUCUUUCAUCUUUCCGGCAAUAUAUAAACACCGCACACUAACCUCGCUAGAAUGUCCUCCCUCGCCCCAUUAGACGCCUCCAAGGUGCAAAUCACCAAGACCACCACUCCUAAGGCCAAGCUUCCUAAGGAAGAGCUUGUUUUCGGUCAGUCUUUCACCGACCACAUGUUGACUAUCGAGUGGACCGCCGAAAAGGGCUGGGACACUCCCCAAAUCAAACCAUACGGCACCCUCAACCUCGACCCAUCUUCCUGUGUGUUCCACUACGCGUUUGAAUUAUUCGAGGGGAUGAAGGCUUACCGCGACGCCAACGGCGGUAUCAGACUUUUCAGACCGGACAUGAACAUAGCCAGAAUGAACGCCUCUGCCGAGCGUAUCUGUCUCCCAGAAUUUGACUCCGAGGAGCUCAUCAAGCUCCUUGCUGAGUUUGUCAAAACCGAUUCUUCCUUCAUUCCUGCCGGUGACGGUUACUCCCUCUACCUCCGUCCUACCAUGAUUGGUACUGAUGCCGGUUUGGGUGUUUCCUCCCCAGGCAAGGCCCUUUUGUUCGUUAUUGCCUCCCCAGUUGGCCCAUACUACUCCACCGGCUUCAAGGCCGUCAGAUUAGAGGCCACCUCUUACGCCACCAGAGCCUGGCCAGGUGGCUGUGGUAACCGUAAGUUGGGUGCCAACUAUGCGCCAUGCAUCAAGCCACAGAGACAGGCUGCAUCGAGAGGCUACCAACAGAACUUGUGGUUGUUCGGCGAAGAAGACUACAUUACCGAAGUCGGAACCAUGAACUUGUUUUUCGUCUUCAACAAGGACGGCAAGAAGGAGUUGGUCACCGCACCAUUGGACGGAACCAUUUUGGAGGGUGUCACCCGUGACUCCAUCCUUGCGCUCGCUAGAAGCCGCUUGCCAACCGACGAGUGGACCAUCAGCGAACGUAAGUUAACCAUGACUGAGGUUGCCGAGAGAUACCACAAAGGCGAGUUGGUCGAGGCCUUCGGUUCCGGUACCGCUGCUGUUGUCUCCCCAAUCAAGGAGAUUUUAUACAAGGGCGAGGACAUCAUGGUCCCAUGCGUCAACGGCGAGAGUGGUAAUUUGACCGAUCAGGUCUGGAAGUGGUUGGGUGAUAUCCAAUACGGUAGAGAGGAGCACGAAUGGAGUUUCAAGAUCUAAGUCAUAAAUUGGCCUUACUAUUUCCAUUACAUGAUUUUAUUUAGAAUUAAUGUAGGAGUGAGUUCUAUCUUCCUAAACCUUUCAUGGAGAGCUACGAUAAAGGUAAUGUGCUUCUGGUUCUUGAUACAUGGAUCCGUUUCAAUGACGGGUAAUACCAGGCGGGUGGCGUGGAGGGUGUUUUUACAAAUGGCUGGUCAGAACUCAAAAUUAUCGUUGAAAGGAAUCUG
This is a messenger RNA of Babjeviella inositovora NRRL Y-12698, 1563 nucleotides long. RefSeq lists its product as uncharacterized. Gene Ontology annotation, cellular component: mitochondrion. Gene Ontology annotation, biological process: L-valine biosynthetic process; L-leucine biosynthetic process. The transcript is spliced from 2 exons. Lineage: Eukaryota; Fungi; Ascomycota; Pichiomycetes; Serinales. Bases 227 to 1336 code for a protein of 369 amino acids. Gene Ontology annotation, molecular function: branched-chain-amino-acid:2-oxoglutarate transaminase activity. The record is from RefSeq and is a predicted model, not a curated record.